AUGUCUCCGACUUUGACCCUCCGCGGGGCCCUCGGCCUCGUGCUCGGUGCAGCCUCCGUCGUGGCUGCGAAAUCUCACAAGCAUUGGGUCGAUGUCUGGGCGAGCAUGCCCCAGGCCGUGGAGCCUUACAAUUUGCCCAAUGCCCCCUAUAACGGCACGGACGGCGUGUUUCAAAACACCACAAUCCGCCAGACGGUGUUCAUCACGCAAGAUGCUUCGACAAUCCGGUUGCAGAUCAGCAACGCCCUCGGCCUAACUGACCUGCCCAUCACCGCGGCGACCAUCGCACGGCCUUCCAAAGGCACCGCUGGCUCUCCGGCCAUCGACCCAGACACACUGCAGUACCUGACUUUCUCUGGCGCGCGCUCCUUCGAAAUCCCCAACGGCGCCCUCCUUCUUUCCGACCCGAUCGACUUCCCCGUUCACGCCCAAACCAGCCUGACCCUCACGCUGUACCUCGCCACUGGCCAGGCCGGCUUCACCAUCACCGGCCACCCGGGCAGCCGCACGACCAGCUGGCUGACGCAGGGCAACCACGUCGAGGCCUCCAACGUAUCGACCUCCACCACGCAGUCUAUCGACAAGUGGUUCUUCAUCAGCGCCAUCCAGGCCUGGCAGCCAUCCUCACACACCUCCAUCGCCGUCGUCGGCGACUCCAUCACCGACGGCCGCGGGUCCACCACCAACGGCAACGACCGCUGGCCCGACCAGCUCGUCGCCCGCCUGCAGGCCGACCCGCACUACCGCACCAUCUCCGUCGGCAACAUGGCCGCGGGUGGCAACCGAAUCCUGGCCGACGGGCUGGGCCCCAACGCGCUGGGCCGUGUCGAACGCGACGUUCUGGCGCACAACGGGGUGCGCUACGCGAUCGUGUAUGAGGGCGUCAACGACAUCGGCACGGCGGCCACGGACGAGGCGAGCCAGAAGCUGGUCGGCGACCGGGUAUUGACGGCGCUGGACCAGAUCGUCUCGCGGCUGCACGGCGCGGGCAUUGCGGUGUUUGGCGCGACCAUCACACCGAUGAGCGGGCCGGGGCAGGUGUAUGGUGAUCCGGUUCGUGAGAAGCAGCGGCAGCGGGUGAAUGACUGGAUUCGGCACAGCGGGCGGUUCGAUGCGGUGGUGGACUUCGAUAAGGUCGUGCGCGACCCGAAGAAUGCGACGCAGCUGGCCGAGGAGUAUAAUAGCGGUGACUACCUCCAUCUGAACCCGGCGGGGUACAAGGCCAUGGCGAAGGCGGUGGAUCUGAAGCUGCUGACAAAGUUCGCUGACGGGGUGGAUUCCAUCGUGUAA
Molecule: messenger RNA, 1290 nt
Organism: Dichotomopilus funicola
Lineage: Eukaryota; Fungi; Ascomycota; Sordariomycetes; Sordariales; Chaetomiaceae
Product: SGNH hydrolase-type esterase domain-containing protein
Exons: 2
Coding region: 1-1290 (429 amino acids)
Source: RefSeq, a predicted model, not a curated record